Plodia interpunctella (Indianmeal moth) is the source of this 814-nucleotide messenger RNA. Its product is annotated as androgen-induced gene 1 protein-like. The record is from RefSeq and is a predicted model, not a curated record. Bases 91 to 798 code for a protein of 235 amino acids. The transcript is spliced from 2 exons. NCBI's taxonomy places the organism in Eukaryota, Metazoa, Arthropoda, Insecta, Lepidoptera, Pyralidae. Gene Ontology annotation, cellular component: membrane; endomembrane system.
CUAGACGAAACAGUUGCUUUGCGGAUUUAGAAGAAGACUGACAUAUUAUUUUUUUUUUUGUUUUUUUUUUUAAUUUAUUUUUUCGUAAAAAUGUUUCGUCCAGCAUUUCAUUUGUCGGUCGUAUUGUUGAACGUGUUUUCAGUGUGGUACGACCAGACAUAUUUGGACUUGCCAUUUCCGAACGAGAUGUAUGCCAGUAUGCCAUUCAAAGCACGUCAAGUGUUCCUGACUAUAUGGUGCUUCAUUCUCCAAACGCUGUACUUCUCAGUCUCGUUCCUCAAUGACAUCAGUGGAACCAACGCACCGGCGCCGAACAAGACUCCUCUGAUCCGCACUAUUAAAGAUAACCUAUUCAGUCUAGCGUUUCCCAUGGCCUUAUAUGUGUCCACCUUUUUCUGGGCUAUAUACUACAUAGAUAAGGAAUCAGUUUUCCCAGAUUACAUAGAAAUGAAAUUCCCAGUCUGGCUGAACCACAUGCUACACACUUUUGUAGCCGUGUUUGUUUUGAUUGAAAUAUUUAUAACAAAUAGGACGUAUCCUUCGAGAAGCUUCGGAAUCUCGCUCAUGAUAACUUUUGCAUCUGUGUACACAAUUUGGAUGCAUAUUGUGCAUGCGCGGAAUGGGUUAUGGCCAUAUCCCAUGUUUGAAGUAUUCAAUAUUCCACAAAGAAUAGGAUAUUUUGCGGUCAGUGCUGCAUUUCAAGUGGGCUAUUAUAUUUUUGGUGAAAAAUUGCAUGGUGCGUUGGCUGAACAAAGAUCUGUGCCGUAUGCUAACGGUCACACGAAAAAAAUCAAAUAAAGUAUGGUUAAGAUUU